UUACAUUUAAGUAGUCAGUUUGAGUCUUAAGAGCUGGUCUUGGGUCUGGGUGUUGCUUUGUUCUUGGUCUUGGUUGUUAUUCGUAGCUCGUAGUUGAUAGUUUCUUCUUCUCCUACUUGUCCACAGCAAUAUCAUAUAAUUACAAUAGCACACAGUUAUAUAUCAGCUUCUCUCUUGCUCUUCCUCUAGCUUUAUUCCAAGUUCCGAGAUACCUGAGCCUGAGAGUGUGUUUAGUUGUAGGAACAGAACACCUACAGUUUAACUAGUGAAAGAUCUUGGUCGGCAUCGCUCAUCGGGGUUGGCGCAGGCGAGAUACCACUCUCUCGACACCGGUAGAAUCCACGAGAAAAUAAAGCAUUAAAAAAAUAUUUAAAAUAAGACGGCACAGAGUAGAGAGAGAAAAAUAACUUCUGAAACUAGUCUGGUAGUGUGUGUAUGAGUGUGUCGGUUCACGGUGCGUCUGUAGCUGUAGCAAAAAGUAAAAAAAAACUACGGAGUACGAACACGAACUACUGAAAGAAAGAAAGGGAUAAUAUAUUAAAUAAAGUUUAAAAAAGUAAAUCAUCGGCAUAAGAAAACUAUGGCGGCUGUUGACUGUUAUCAAAAUCAAGUAGAGAACUCAAAUUCAUCGGGAAAUCACACUGAUAACGAUUAUAACACACAGGACAAUCAAAAUCAGCAGCAGAGACCCGGAACAAUGCAACGAAGCGGUAGUAAUAAUGGUGGACAGUCGUUGGAUCACAAAAAUCAGCAACAGCAAGCGACUGCUGGUAUACCUGGUAUGGAUGAUGAACGCAAAUUAUUUAUUGGUGGGUUGUCUCGGCACACUACUGAUAAAGAAUUACGUGAGCAUUUUGGUAAAUUUGGAGAAAUAGAAAGUAUAACUGUUAAAAUGGAUCAACAUACCGGCAUUUCACGUGGUUUUGCUUUUAUGGUUUUCACUAAUCCUAAAACUAUUGAUAAGUUGCUGGCUUCCGGUGAGCAUUACAUCAACAAACGUAAGGUGGAUCCAAAGCGUGUAAGCAAAAAAGCGCAGCAUGGAAAAGUAUUUGUCGGUGGGUUGACCCCAGACAUGACCGACGACGACAUAAAAGCGUAUUUCAGUCAAUUUGGAACAGUAGUAGAGCUGCAGGCACCUUUUGACAAGACCAAGAACCAGCGUAAGGGCUUUUGCUUCAUCACAUUCGACUCCAAGGACGUGGUGUACAAGCUGCUGAAAGCCCCCAAGCAGACGAUAAACGGUAAGGAAGUCGAUGUUAAGAAAGUUAAAGUAAACCCAGAAGUAAACCGUCAGGGAUUCUGGAACUUCGGGUACGGAUACGGGUACGGAGGCGGGUAUAACUACAUGCCCGAGUACACCAACGGGUACCACGGCGGCUACGAAGACAAUUACAGCAAUUACGAUACUUACCCAGGGUACGACAGCUUCGAGAACCACGCGAGUUACCCAACAACCGCCGCAAAGCCUCGAGGUAACGGCCAAGGACCGCGACAGUUCCAGAGACAUCAGCCCUACUAAUAAUCUUUCUUUAUUUUUUAUUAUUAAACUAAAAUAUAAUCAGCAAGUUGGAUUUAGAGAUUUAUGUUCGAUGACUCACAGAAGUGCAAUCAUCUGUCAAUGGGUUUAGUUUCGACAGCACCAUCGUAUUCAACGUACUAUCUAUUAAAUAAUAAUUAAUAAAGUCUAUUGAUCACCUGGCAGGUAUGUCAUCCAGGUUCAAAUACAAACGUACUCAUGGUUAAUACGUUGAUCCUUUUUUUUUCUUCUAAUUACGAUACAUAUAUUAAUGUAUAUUAUAUAUUAUUCAAUUAAUUAGGCUCUAAAUAUAUAUUAUUCAUACGUGGA
Microplitis demolitor is the source of this 1846-nucleotide messenger RNA. RefSeq names its product RNA-binding protein squid. The transcript is spliced from 3 exons. Bases 581 to 1519 code for a protein of 312 amino acids. Gene Ontology annotation, biological process: regulation of gene expression. The record is from RefSeq and is a predicted model, not a curated record. Gene Ontology annotation, cellular component: nucleoplasm. Lineage: Eukaryota; Metazoa; Arthropoda; Insecta; Hymenoptera; Braconidae. Gene Ontology annotation, molecular function: RNA binding.